Molecule: messenger RNA, 2190 nt
Organism: Aspergillus glaucus CBS 516.65
Lineage: Eukaryota; Fungi; Ascomycota; Eurotiomycetes; Eurotiales; Aspergillaceae
Exons: 2
Coding region: 326-2029 (567 amino acids)
Source: RefSeq, a predicted model, not a curated record
GCACUCUGCAAUUGGCACUGAUAUAUUAUUUCUUCAUAUCUGAUCAGGCGCAUUCGAGGCGUCCAACGUGGCUGAUUUUAUCCCAAUCCAUCAGACAGCCCAACUUACGGUGAACAACAGUACAGCCACGAGGGAAUUACCAUCACAAAACCGACCAGUCAUAUAUGUAUGCAGGCUCUCUGCAUUUGCAACCUGACGGCUCCUUUUUCUCUCUUUCCCUCUCUUAUAAGCUACGGAGUACAGACAGUUGAACAUUGAUUUCUCGACUAUUGACACGGAGCGAGUUUAUACCGAGUAUCUGGCCGUUCCGAGUACAGAGUACACCAUGAUGUUUACCGAAGAAGAGUACGAAUCUCUUCCUCCAGCAUUACAGAGAAAGUUCUUCUCGAAUACCGAACGACUGCGCAUGCGUCUAGCCCACAGCGAUCACAGCUCACCUGCCAAUGGUGGCUCUGACUAUCCCCCACCGGUCCUUGCCAGUGCGCUGCCCCGGCGCCUCCACUUCCAGAAUCUCCGGCGUCGGCCUAAUCAUACUACUACUACUACUGCUACUACUCCUGCUAGUGCCAGUGCCAGUGCUGGCUCAGCUGUGAGAAGGAGGGCUUCCAACAACAACAACAACAACAAGAAGAAGAAACGGUCUCGUCGUCUCGACACAUUCUCCUCCCACGAUUCUUACAAUUCCUCCGUCACCGCUCCCCCUCUCCUCUCUCCUUCCUCAGCUCAGAAACCUCAGCUCGGCUCCUUGCAAUUGGCCUAUCUCUCCGCUCAGGUCGAUUUGCAGUGCUUUCAAUCGUUACCCCCCAAGGUCCAGCAGAAGUUCUUUUCGCCUGAAGAGCGCGCCUAUCUUCGUCAGGUGUACCGCGACAGUGUGAUUUUUGACUCGGCCGACCAAGCUGUGUAUCGAUCGGAACAGAAGAAGAAACAAACGCAUCCUUCUUGUGAAAGCUUGCCGUCCGACACGACCACCACCGACCUCUCCCAAACCUCUACCCUUUAUAUCGAGUCGUCCGAUUCCGACUGGGACACGGAAGCAGAGCCCGACGACGAAGACGACGACGACAACAACAACAACAACAACAACAACGAGAUGGACAACUCGCUCAACGACAGUUUCCGUUGGCUCGAUGGGGAUGGCGACCUCGACCUGAGACUAGAUGAUUAUCACGCCCAUGUUACCAACGCCAAUCCUGUUCCCAAGCAACCGCCGCGGAGGAAGCCUUCCUUCCGGCGCACAAUGUCCUUCUCUGCGAACCGCCAGGCUCGCAAAGCUGCUUCAUCCGUCUCUCACCCCGCGGUCCCCGGUUCGAGCCAGUCUUCCACGGUCCCCUCGUCCCUGGCCAAUAUCGUUGGUCGCACUUCGACCUCCCGGCCGCCAUCCGGUUAUCAACGACCGACCAUGCACGCCCCUCGUUCAUCCACCUCGAGCAUUGACCCCGCUGCACAAUACUAUCAAGACCCUGAAGCCCGCCUUAAGCUACGGGUCUACCUCGCCUCGCCACAGAAAUUCGACGAAGCCAUCGAGUUCGGAUUCCCGGCCUUGAACGACGGUAAAGACGAUAACGCCCUCUCAGAACGUCCGGAAAGGGUUUCGGAGGGUCUUGCCUCGCCAAAGGUACAGAAGUUGACCGGGACUUUUUUUGAGGACGCGAAUGGAGCGGUUCACGGUAACCGUUGUUCGAAUGACAAGAAUCGUCGGAAAUCGUCCCGGUUGUCGACCGUUGCGAAAGCACCACAGACCCUAAAGAACCCACCAAACAAACGGCAAGCAUGCACAGCUGCACCUCCACCGGCCCUCCGACGGGUACCUGGGAACCGGGAAAUGACGCUGAAGAUGACCUUGACCCGGCCCGAUCUUCGUGAGCAAUCAUCUCCAUCGGUAUCUCCCACUUCAGCAGAAGACCCGCUGAGGCCAGAAGAGCUGCCUCCGGUGGCCGAUAGCUACCCUGAUAUCUGGGAUGAGUCUGAUUCGGAGCAACAAAACGUCAUGAAGAAGAUGUGGCGCAGGCUUCGGAAACCGAAGUACUAGCCUGUCUCUCGUUCUAAUCUUUUCUUUGGUUUCGUUUCGUUUUGUUUGAAUACCCUCGGAUGUGUAUGCUUGGCCGGUGUUCACGGUGUUAUUCGUCCAUUUCUCUCUUGUAUUGAUACCUAUUUGUACGCUUUUUGAUGUUAGCGACUCGGACACUUACC